AUGUUGUCUGUUAGAGUUGGACUUACUACUUUCUUGGUGACGCAUCUCAUUCUCUUGCUGUCGGUUCCAGUUCUUGGUGAUGACGAAAGAGAUUAUCUCCUUCAAGGUCUCAACAGUUACAGGCGAUCUCAAGGUGCUGCACCCCUUCAAAUGCACGACAAAGCGGGGUGUCUAGCAGACAAAAUCGCCGACGAGAUACAGGACCGACCUUGCCCGCCAGGAGGCGUUCCAACAACAACUUCACCCGGAAUUCGACCUCAGCUAACCAACUAUCCUGCCCUAGUAAAGGAGUGCAACAUUGACAUCAACAACACACUAGACGGUGUCAUAUUGCCCGUCUGCGUCCCCAAACGUGUUGCAACUCUCGUUCUCACAAACUAUACGCUGUCGCCUUACUCGGCCUCUGUCAAUAGCACCAAGUACACUGGAGUUGGCAUUGGUUUAGAGGACGACUGGACCGUGCUAGUCCUGACUACUAACACUGCUGCAGGAAGCUUUGCUAGUGCAGCUUGUUUUACUUGUUUUGUUUAG
Molecule: messenger RNA, 531 nt
Organism: Coffea arabica (coffee)
Lineage: Eukaryota; Viridiplantae; Streptophyta; Magnoliopsida; Gentianales; Rubiaceae
Source: RefSeq, a predicted model, not a curated record